This is a messenger RNA of Scedosporium apiospermum, 1953 nucleotides long. RefSeq lists its product as uncharacterized. Bases 1 to 1953 code for a protein of 650 amino acids. The transcript has 4 exons. The record is from RefSeq and is a predicted model, not a curated record. NCBI's taxonomy places the organism in Eukaryota, Fungi, Ascomycota, Sordariomycetes, Microascales, Microascaceae.
AUGAGGCCCACCGCUUCUAUAGUAUUGGGCCUCGGAGCUCUGGCCCACGGUCAUUUUGUCCUCCAAGCCCCGACUAGCAUCGGCUUUGACGAUGCCAAGGAGAUCGAAGGGCCCUGCGGUGGCUUCGACGCCAAAGAUCGCUCCAAGGGCGUCACUGACUGGCCGGUUGACGGGCAGUGGAUAUCUGUCUUGUCAACUCACAAUGACGUGACCUGGGAGAUUAAUGCCGGCCUUGUCGGGAAUGACGAGGUCGAAUUCACUCCUCUUGUUCUGCCGUUUAAGCAGGACGGUGUCGGCUCCGUCUGCUUUGAAGUUGUCCCCGGAAAUCCGAAUUGGAUCGGAGAGGAUGCGGUCGUUCAAGUCAUUCAACAUGCUGUUGAUGGUGAACUUCAUCAGUGCGCCGCCGUCCGAUUCGUUUCGGGAGGCCCAGCUUCUCCAGAUUCAAGCUGCAUCAACAGCCCCGGUGUAGUUAUCGAUCCGAUCAUUGAGGGGGUGAAGCCUGAAGAGCCCAAGCCUACCGACGACGGAUCGGGCACUUCAUCCUCCCCAGACACUAUUACUGGCCGAGCUUCCGCUUCCGGACCAUCUUCAGUCUCAAGGAGUUGGCACCAGAUCUGGACGAGCCCCGUGAUAGUCGAGUGCCUCUCUGCGCGCUUCUUCCCUCUGACUUCCAAACCAUUUAACCUUGCGGGUUUCCGCCGAGCUAGUCGCAUGCACUAUCUUCGGCAGCAUGGCCACUACAAGCGCAAACUCGAAAUUGCCCUCCAGUACGAGACAGAAUCAUAUUUCAAACUUGAUCCCGGAUUUCACCCGGAGGGGCGUUAUCCGACCCUUGUCGGGAAUGAACCUAAGGUCUUUUCCGGCUUUUCGAAUGGGAGGAUCGUCUGGCACGCCGGCCCCCGAAUCUUGGUCGUCGACGAUCUCAGGACGCGAAAACGGAAAGUUCUGGAAGUCAACAAAGGUCGUAGUGUACUCCAAGGCCAGGGUACCCCUCCCCAGCUGUUAAUCAGUCAGCACCUCGUGGUUCUAAUCUACGCGAGAGAGUUGAAGAUUUCAGCCUUCCAUCUCACGACUAAUACCUGGUCUACCUUCUCCAUGCCUGCUGAUAUGGAGACAUGGCAAGCUGAAGGCGACCGGCUGGCAAUUCUGACACGGGCCGGGGAGCUGUAUGUUCUGGAGCACGACGGCCGCCGACUGAACGUAGUACGUCACAUCGAUGUCGGCCAGAUGAUCGCAGAGAAGAUGCCCGCCAUGGACCUUCGCCAUACAGAGUCCGCGGUGCUACUUAAUCCAACGUCUAAGGAUACAUUUUAUGUUACUUUCAAGCAGCCCCGAUCGAUGUACUUCGACGUCCCAGUUGAAAUAGUCGAGUUCCAAGGGGAAGUGCUUGUGACAGUCCACCGUAUCCUCCCAUCAAUCGCCAAGCACGAAUUACACCGUCUAUCCUAUCGUGUAGACCACCUAGGUUCCCUGACCAACAGCAACUUCGUGGAGGCGGGUGAGAACGGACUAUGGUACGCUGGACUGUUCGCCCAUCACGAACCUGACCGGCAAACCGCGGGAGUCAACAUGGCUGACCAGACGAUGGAUUUCACCGUUUUCUUCAACACCAUCACGAGGGAGAUUAGCACGCAGGGCUAUUCCAAGUGCUUCGAUUGUACAGCCCCCUCGAUCUUUCCCAGGUUUUUGUGGGAGGGCCAAAGAUACUCGCCGCACAGGACGGCAGAAGAUGGCGACAUCUUCAUUCGCAGCUAUGUUGCCAAUACAGUCAAUGGCGAGUGGAAACAGGUGCCCUCACCUGCCACUUAUGAGAUAUCGACUGGCUUCAUACCACUUGAUCCCGAUCCAUACUUACAAAUUCUCCACGAUCAUGGAUAUAUGCUUGCGGCGUAUACAGACAGAUACAUUGUUUGGAGCUUUCUGGAGGAGGGUGACUGCAUGAGUGGCUCUUGA